This is a messenger RNA of Mandrillus leucophaeus (drill), 2424 nucleotides long. It is a transcript of the gene FANCD2, whose product is annotated as Fanconi anemia, complementation group D2. Gene Ontology annotation, biological process: interstrand cross-link repair; mitotic intra-S DNA damage checkpoint signaling; double-strand break repair involved in meiotic recombination. The annotation marks the transcript as partial. The record is from RefSeq and is a predicted model, not a curated record. Gene Ontology annotation, molecular function: DNA polymerase binding. The transcript is spliced from 19 exons. Gene Ontology annotation, cellular component: condensed chromosome; nucleus. NCBI's taxonomy places the organism in Eukaryota, Metazoa, Chordata, Mammalia, Primates, Cercopithecidae.
AUUGGUGUCUCCACUGUGCCUGGCUCCCUAUUUCCGAUUACUGAGACUUUGUGUGGAGAGACAGCAUAACGGAAACUUGGAGGAGAUUGAUGGUCUACUAGAUUGUCCUAUAUUCCUAACUGACCUGGAGCCUGGAGAGAGGCUGGAGUCCAUGUCUGCUAAAGAGCGUGCAUUCAUGUGUUCUCUCCUAUUUCUUACUCUCAACUGGUUCCGAGAGAUUGUGAAUGCCUUCUGCCAGGAAACGUCACCUGAGAUGAAGGGGAAGGUGCUCACCCGGUUAAAGCACAUUGUAGAACUGCAAAUAAUCCUGGAAAAGUACUUGGCAGUCACCCCAGACUAUAUCCCUCCUCUUGGAAACUUUGACGUGGAAACUUUAGAUAUAACACCUCAUACUGUUACUGCUAUUUCAGCAAAAAUCAGAAAGAAAGGAAAAAUAGAAAGGAAACAAAAAGCAGAUGGUAGCAAGACAUCCUCCUCUGACACAAUUUCAGAAGAGAAAAAUUCAGAAUGUGACCCUACACCAUCUCAUAGAGGCCAGCUGAACAAGGAGUUCACAGGGAAGGAAGAAAAGACAUCAUUGUUACUACAUAAUUACCAUGCUUUUUUCCGAGAGCUGGACAUUGAGGUCUUCUCUAUUCUACAUUGUGGACUUGUGACCAAGUUCAUCUUAGAUACUGAAAUGCACACUGAAGCGACAGAAGUUGUGCAACUUGGGCCCGCUGAGCUACUUUUCUUGCUAGAAGAUCUCUCCCAGAAGCUGGAGAAUAUGCUGACACCUCCUACUGCCAGGAGAGUCCCCUUUUUCAAGAACAAAGGAAGCCGAAAUAUUGGAUUCUCACAUCUCCAACAGAGAUCUGCCCAAGAAAUUGUUCAUUGUGUUUUUCAACUGGUGACCCCAAUGUGUAACCACCUGGAGAACAUUCACAACUAUUUUCAGUGUUUAGCUGCUGAGAAUCAUGGUGUAGUUGAUGGACCAGGAAUGAAAGUUCAGGAGUACCACAUAAUGUCUUCCUGCUAUCAAAGGCUGCUGCAGAUUUUUCAUGGGCUUUUUGCUUGGAGUGGAUUUUCUCAACCUGAAAAUCAGAAUUUACUGUAUUCAGCCCUCCAUGUCCUUAGUAGCCGACUGAAACAGGGAGAACACAGCCAGCCGUUGGAGGAACUGCUCAGCCAGAGCUUCCAUUACUUGCAGAAUUUCCAUCAAAGCAUUCCCAGUUUCCAGUGUGCUCUUUAUCUCAUCAGACUUUUGAUGGUUAUUUUGGAGAAAUCGACAGCUUCUACUCAGAACAAAGAAAAAAUUGCUUCCCUUGCCAGACAAUUCCUCUGUCGGGUAUGGCCAAGUGGGGAUAAAGAGAAGAGCAGCAUCUCUAAUGACCAGCUCCAUGCUUUGCUCUGUAUCUACCUGGAGCACACAGAUAGCAUUCUGAAGGCCAUAGAGGAGAUUGCUGGUGUUGGUGUCCCAGAACUGAUCAACUCUCCUAAAGAUGUGUCUUCCUCCACAUUCCCUACACUGACCAGGCACACUUUUGUUGUUUUCUUCCGUGUGAUGAUGGCUGAACUAGAGAAGACAGUGAAAAAAAUUGAGCCUGGCACAGCAGCAGACUCGCAGCAGAUUCAUGAAGAGAAGCUCCUCUACUGGAACAUGGCUGUUCGAGACUUCAGUAUCCUCAUCAACUUGAUAAAGGUAUUUGACAGUCAUCCUGUUCUGCAUGUAUGUUUGAAGUACGGACGUCUCUUUGUGGAAGCAUUUCUGAAGCAAUGUAUGCCGCUCCUAGACUUCAGUUUUAGAAAACACCGGGAAGAUGUUCUGAGCUUACUAGAAACCUUCCAGUUGGACACAAGGCUGCUUCAUCACCUGUGUGGGCAUUCCAAGAUUCACCAGGACACGAGACUCACACAACAUGUGCCUCUGCUCAAAAAGACCCUGGAACUGUUAGUUUGCAGAGUCAAAGCUAUGCUCACCCUCAACAAUUGUAGAGAGGCUUUCUGGCUGGGCAAUCUAAAAAACCGGGACUUGCAGGUAAGCCUUGGAUCCUGCUAGUGAUAAUUCUCCAAUCUUAUUCUUUGUGACAGCAUCAGAUGGCAUGUAAGGCAGUUCACCUAAGCCCUGGUCUCUCAGUAAGGCUACUUUUCUCUUAAGUCUGUGACUGUUGAACUCUUAAAGUUAUGAUACAUUGCUCAUGGGCCCUAGUCACAGGCUAUACCCCUCAUCUUAGGCAGCAAGGCACCAAAACAUGCCAUUGAUACAAACAAUGCCUCAGACAUAAAGGAGUCAGACCAGCACAAACCUCUCUCCACAGCCAGAGGGGCUCCUUUAAGCCCCACUGAGGGUAGAUUCAUAAUAACAUUUUUGUAUAGGGACAAACAUUUCUUUUGUUUAGUUAUACUAAGCCAAUCUGUCUUAUUCCGGAAAUUAUAAAUUAAUCU